This is a messenger RNA of Acaulospora colombiana, 903 nucleotides long. Lineage: Eukaryota; Fungi; Glomeromycota; Glomeromycetes; Diversisporales; Acaulosporaceae. The record is from the annotation of a GenBank genome assembly.
AUGUGGUCCUUGGUCUGGCAGGUUUAUGGAAAAAGUUAUCCUACCGAAUAUCAUGGGAUCGAUAAAGAAGAAUUAGACCUGAUUCUAGGAAGCAACCGGAUUAGGAAUGUUGGGGAUGUGACAUAUCAUAGAAUCCAAUCUGCUGAUUUAAACGAGGACGGGAACGCAAGAGAUGAUUCGAUUGAAAUAAGCGAUACCCACUCAAUUGCAGAAGAUAAUGAUCUAAACGUGGAGGCACCGACACCUUUAUCAAGAUCCGUGGUGGACUCCUCUAAUCCAAAACGGAUUCCGUGGAGACGGAUCCUUUCUCGUCGCGAAGUGUGGGCCAUACUCAUACCGCAGUUCUGUAACUCCUGGGGUUACUACAUUAUGCUCAAUUGGUUACCCACCUAUUAUAUGGAUCACUUUGGGAUCGAUAUUACUAAAUUGGGCUAUUUUGCUGUCUUGCCUUACGCGAUCCAGGGAGCAUUAGGGUUUAUCGUUGGCAUAAUUGGGGAUCACAUGAUAUAUAAAAUGAACUUUCGCGUAGUAAUCAUUCGGAAGUCCGCUCAAGUGAUCGGUAGUCUCAGUACAGCUUCAUCUCUUUUAAUGGCAGUAUAUUUGGCAAAAACGCCAACGCAAGGGAUAGCGUUAAUAACCGUUGGCCUUGGGUUAAACGCUUUCACCGUUGGGGGAGUGUCCGUCUCUCAGCUGGAUAUCGCACCUCGUUAUGCCGGAAUCAUUUUUGGAUUAGGCAACAUGUUAGCGACAGUGCCGGGCAUCCUCGGUGUUGCGUUGACCGGAUGGAUCUUGGAUGUUACAGGACGUCAAUGGAAUGUCAUAUGGACGGCGGCGUCCGUCAUGUAUUUCAUUGGAACUUCCGUGUAUGUCGCUUGGAUGGGUGACAAAGUUGUUAUUGAAUAA